Messenger RNA from Yarrowia lipolytica CLIB122, 3048 nucleotides. RefSeq lists its product as uncharacterized. Lineage: Eukaryota; Fungi; Ascomycota; Dipodascomycetes; Dipodascales. Gene Ontology annotation, cellular component: endoplasmic reticulum membrane. Gene Ontology annotation, biological process: GPI anchor biosynthetic process. The record is from RefSeq and is a predicted model, not a curated record. Gene Ontology annotation, molecular function: mannose-ethanolamine phosphotransferase activity.
AUGACCGACCGUCUGGGACCCGAAGAGCGCCAAAUGGCCGCUGCGCAGCGUGCGUACACUGCAGCGUCCCGAGGCGAGGGCAUUGAGACCCCCGCCGUGGCCUACGUUCCUCGAACCAUGAGCUUCGAGUGGACGUGGAAGUACUUCAUUGGAUUGUUUCUGUGGAUGGUGCUGUACGACGCAAUUGGCGUGGGGUUUUUCACCAGAGGCUUUCUGCUGAGCCGCAGUGUGCUCACCGACGUCAGCCCGAGCGACUGGCAGCUCACAGAGCUCCACGAACCUCCCCAUAUCGACAAUGGAUGCUGGACGGAGCCCAAGUUCGACAAGGCCAUCAUGCUGGUGAUUGAUGCGUUGCGAUUCGACUUUUCGACGCCCCAGCCCGGCUCCAACAAGCCCUACCACAACGCCCUGACCGUCAUGAGCGAACUGAACCAGAACCAGCCCAACAAGGCGUUCUUGUCCAAGUUUGUGGCUGAUCCGCCUACCACAACCCUCCAGCGACUCAAGGGACUUACCACAGGCUCUUUGCCCACAUUCAUCGACGCUGGAAGCAACUUUGCGGGCUCCGAAAUCGACGAAGACAACUGGGUCUACCAAAUGUGGGCUCUUAACCAGACCGUCUACCAGUGUGGAGACGAUACUUGGGACGCGCUUUUCGGCAAAUACUUUGCUGCUGCCAACCCCUACGACUCUCUCAAUGUCUGGGAUCUGUACACGGUCGAUAAUGGAGUCAAAGAACACCUUCUGCCCGCCUACAAGUCCGGAAACUACAGAAUGAGCAUUGGACAUACCCUUGGCGUGGACCAUGCUGGACACAGAUACGGACCCGACUCUCCCAAGAUGACAGAGAAGCUCCAGGAAAUGGACGAGUACAUUCGAGAGAUCAUUGACUCCCUAGACGACGAUACUCUUCUCAUUGUGUUUGGUGACCAUGGAAUGGAUUCCAAGGGAGAUCAUGGAGGAGAAAGUGAUCUGGAGGUGGAUGCCACUCUGUUUAUGUACUCCAAGAAGGACUGGGUUGCUCCGAACGAUCAGAUUAGUGAGGGCGGAUACCCUUCCAUUCCUCAGAUUGAUCUGGUUCCAACCCUGUCUCUUCUUAUGGGUCUCCCUAUCCCCUUCAAUAAUCUGGGGUCUCCUAUUGCUGAGGCCUUCCUUGGCCCCAACAAGGACCCCAAGGCUCUUGCCAACGUCCUCCAGCUCACUUCUGCUCAGAUUGAAAACUACAGACAAAAGUACGGCUUUGAUGAUCUUGGAGGACUGUAUAAAAAGACUGUGAAGGUCGACUCUUCUAAGGCUGGCAUGUGGGAGUCCAUUGUGUCCAAUCACUACAACUUUCAGCGAACCAACCUCGACCAGUGUCGGUCUCUUUGGGCCCAGUUUGACUUUGCAUCCAUUUUUGCCGGUUUUGCAAUCAUUGGAUCUUCUCUGAUCCUCAUGAUUCUAUACAGCCGACUGCCCAUUUUGGACGUGGAAGGAUCACUCGAGAAGCUGUGCAACUACUCUGGUCUUAGUGCGUUCAUGACUGCUCCUGCCUUUUACGCACUUGCCAGCUACGGUGCAUUCGGAGAGUCUUGGCCCUUUGAUGCUCUAUGGACUAGCGGGCUUGGAUUCUGUGUGGGAACGCUUCUCGGUUACUCCAUCUACUACAUUCGACAUUUCAGCAAGAAGCUCCAACGAGCUGAGAUUGGAACUAUUGCCGUGAUUCUCAUCACUCUCAUCCAUGUAGCUCUCUUCACCUCCAACUCCUUCACCAUUUGGGAAGACAAUAUUCUGUCUUUCCUUCUAAGCACCAUUGGUUUCGGCCUACUCAUCAACGCCGCCCAGCUGCCCUCUUCCAAUGCCAACAGAGCAAAGGCCAUUUCACACUCCAUCAUGUUCCUCAUUCUCACUCGAACGUCGGCUGUCUCCAGACUGUGUCGAGAAGAGCAUGGAGACAAGUGCUCUACCACUUUCUACUCCUCGGAUGCCUCCUCCGUAUCGGCUCCUUACACUGUGGCUUUGCUUAUUCUGGGCGCAUUCCUGUUGCCUCUACUCGUCAAAGGCUUCCUUAUUGAGAGUGGCUCUGACCAUGGGUCGGCAAAGUUCCACAUCUGGGGUCUGUUUGGCGUCAUGAUGUCUGUUGCCGUCUACUGGUUCCUAGACCUGUUUGUCACUGAGCAGCUCAAAUGGUCGGAUCCUCUGUUUGGCGACAUUGAGCUGCUGUCCAACAUGAAGCUGACCAUUGCCCGAAUCGUUCUGGGAGUCACUCUGCUGGCUGCCAACGUUUCGUGGAUGUUUGGUCUGUGUGUGGAGGUCAAGUACACCAAGAAGGACGGAGUCAACCAGGCGCAGAUUCUCGGCUACAGCAACGUCUACGGUGCGCAGUACCUCCUGCUGGUGCUCAACUUCUUUGGAGCCAUUCUACUUGUCUCCAAGCCUCUUGGAGGAGUCAUGAUGAUCAUCCAAAUGUACCAUAUCAUGACCACCAUUGAUUUGCUGCACAUCCUCGAGACCCCCGCUAGCAUCGGCCCCGUCAUUCUGGCUGUGCUUGGAAACGCCUACUUCUUCUCCACUGGACACCAAGCCACCAUUCCUUCUGUCCAGUGGGAUAUCGGGUUUGUGGCCACAAACACCAUCUCUUUCCCUUUGACGCAUCUAGCCCUUGUUCUCAACUCUCUGGGCCCCCAGAUUCUGUCUACUGUUUCCACUCCUCUAUUGGUUCUGUGGAAGAUUCCUCCCGUGCGGAAAUCGUCGCUGCUUUUUGCUUCUUGUGGACAAUCCAUGCUGGUGUCUGUCGCCUACCAGACUGCUGUCACUCUGUCCGCAGCGGUGUUUGCUACUCACUUCCGACGACAUCUCAUGGUGUGGAAGAUCUUCGCACCCCGAUACAUGCUGGGAGGCCUGACACUCAUCGUGGUGGACGUGGUCGCAGUGCUGGUGGUGGGCUUUGGAGUGGGAAACAUCAUCAACCACGUGAAAAAGACCUUUGGCACUGAUGCCAAAAAGACCGUCACAGCAAACACUUCCCUCAAGAGCGAUCUGGGAGAACAGUGGGAUGCUCUUCAGUAA